GUAUCUGGUCACUUAUGUAACCUGUGGGCAUAUAUAGAAUACUUGGGCCUUAGGGCUCCCAUCUACUUGCAGAUUUUGCCACCUGAGCACUGGUCUCUUUCAGGAUGAAAGUGGCUGUGGGUCCAGACCCUUCCCUGAUCUAUCGACCUGAUGUGGACCUAGAGUCAGCCAAAAAGGAGGGUAACUUCCGAAAUUUUACUUCAGGCCCUCUCCUGGACCGUGUCUUUGCUACCUACAAGCUGAUGCACACACACCAAACAGUGGACUUCGUCAGCAGAAAGCAUAUCCAGUUUGGGGGCUUCUCUUAUAAGAAAAUGACAGUCAUGGAGGCUAUAGACAUGCUGGAUAACCUGGUGGAUGAGUCGGACCCUGAUGUGGACUUCCCCAACUCCUUCCAUGCCUUCCAGACAGCAGAGGGCAUCCGGAAGGCCCACCCAGACAAGGACUGGUUCCACCUUGUUGGGCUUUUGCACGAUCUGGGGAAGGUCCUGGCUCUAUGGGGGGAGCCACAGUGGGCAGUUGUUGGAGACACUUUUCCUGUGGGCUGUCGUCCCCAGGCCUCUGUGGUGUUCUGUGACUCUACUUUUCAGGAAAAUCCUGAUCUCCAAGACCCUCGAUACAGCACAGAGCUUGGCAUGUACCAGCCUCAAUGUGGACUUGAGAAUGUCCUCAUGUCUUGGGGUCAUGAUGAGUACAUGUACCAAAUGAUGAAGUUUAACAAGUUCUCUUUGCCCUUGGAGGCCUUCUACAUGAUCCGAUUCCACUCCUUCUACCCGUGGCACACUGGUGGUGACUACCAGAAGCUAUGCAACCAGCAAGACUUGGACAUGCUGCCCUGGGUGAAAGAGUUCAACAAGUUUGACCUCUAUACCAAGUGUCCUGACCUGCCGGAUGUAGACAGCUUGAGGCCCUACUACCAGGGGUUGAUAGACAAGUACUGUCCAGGCAUCCUGAGCUGGUAACUGGCUAACAACAACACUGCCCACCCCCCAGGAAAAACUACUAAAGUGGCCCCCAGGCCUGGCAACUGUCAGAUACAUGACAGUCCACUCAGGCCCCACACACCUGCCCACAGUCAUCACCCUUGUGGUCACAUGCAUCAGGUAGCAAUAAAGAUUAAAAGAGCUUA
Molecule: messenger RNA, 1129 nt
Organism: Jaculus jaculus (lesser Egyptian jerboa)
Lineage: Eukaryota; Metazoa; Chordata; Mammalia; Rodentia; Dipodidae
Gene: Miox
Product: myo-inositol oxygenase
Exons: 10
Coding region: 105-962 (285 amino acids)
Biological process (GO): inositol catabolic process
Cellular component (GO): cytoplasm
Molecular function (GO): inositol oxygenase activity; iron ion binding
Source: RefSeq, a predicted model, not a curated record